This is a messenger RNA of Solea senegalensis (Senegalese sole), 1598 nucleotides long. It is a transcript of the gene unga, whose product is annotated as uracil DNA glycosylase a. Gene Ontology annotation, cellular component: nucleus; mitochondrion. Gene Ontology annotation, molecular function: uracil DNA N-glycosylase activity. Gene Ontology annotation, biological process: base-excision repair, AP site formation via deaminated base removal; base-excision repair. The record is from RefSeq and is a predicted model, not a curated record. Bases 430 to 1320 code for a protein of 296 amino acids. Lineage: Eukaryota; Metazoa; Chordata; Actinopteri; Pleuronectiformes; Soleidae. The transcript has 7 exons.
GUGCAUAAGUGAAGGCAAAUGUUUCUGUGAUUAUUUAGUGCAAGAUGGAAUUAUGUUUAAGAGUUGCUGCUGCAUUCUGAUCUGAUCUGAUCAGAGAAUUCCCUUCUUACAAAGUCUGAGUUUGAUUCUGACAUUUUAGUUUGAAGUCCUGGAACUUAGAAUGUUCAUAUCCCCUCUGCUUUAAUUCCUUGUUAAAAGCUGCUUUAACUCACUCUUGUGGUCAAACUCGUGAUGUUUUUUUAAAUUAUUUUUAAGAGAGACUAGCUGCUUGUUUGGCCUUGUUUUCCAUGAGUCUGGUCUCGCGAGAUCUGGCAACACAGACCAGUAGUGACCAGGGAUUCCGUCGCUGUUUUACCUUUUAUUUUUGUAGUAACUGGGUUAAUUUAGUGGAACAAAAAGUGACUGGCCACUAAGAGGCUGCUCAACAAGAUGCUUGGUCAGAAAAAGACCCGUUCCCUGUCGAAAAAGCGGAUUUACAAGGAGUUAAAUGAGACCGAGGAUGACAAUAACGGCCCGAAGAAGCUGAAAUCGUCAGCGGGGGAUUCAGGAACUUCCAGCCAGCCUGCAGCGCCUCUGUCCGCGGAGCAGCUCGACCAGAUCUCCCGCAACAAGAAAGCGGCGCUGGAGAAACUCGCUUCCGCUCAGACACCGCGAGGUUUCGGGGAGAGUUGGAGGAAAGGAUUGUGUGCAGAAUUUGGAAAGCCCUACUUCAAAAAAUUGAUGGCAUUUGUGUCUGACGAGAGGAAAAGCCACACAGUCUAUCCACCUGCUGACGACGUCUUUACCUGGACACAAAUGUGUGACAUUAAAGAUGUCAAAGUGGUGAUUCUUGGCCAGGAUCCAUAUCAUGGUCCGAAUCAAGCUCACGGUUUGUGCUUCAGUGUUAAAAGACCAGUGCCUCCUCCUCCCAGUUUGGAGAAUAUGUACAAAGAGCUGGUUACAGACAUCGAAGGCUUCCAGCACCCUGGACAUGGAGAUCUGACUGAGUGGGCCAAACAAGGUGUGUUGCUGCUCAACGCUGUGUUGACCGUCAGAGCGCACCAGGCCAACUCCCACAAAAACAACGGCUGGGAGACGUUCACCGACGCUGUGGUGCAGUGGCUCAGCAACAACCAGGAGGGUCUGGUCUUCAUGCUGUGGGGUGCUUAUGCUCAAAAGAAAGGCGCCACGAUUAACAGGAAACGCCACCAUGUGCUUCAGGCUGUGCAUCCCUCUCCCUUGUCUGCUCACCGUGGAUUCUUUGGGUGCAGGCAUUUCUCAAAGGCCAACGAGCUGCUUGAGGAAUCUGGAAAGUCUCCCAUAGACUGGAAGGCACUUUAAGUUACAAUGAAUAUCAGGUUCUCUAACAUGUAGGAUAAUCAACUACUGAACCAAAACCCACUAACAACCAGCUCAUUAUGUUGUAAAUAUGUUAAUGUUUGUUUAAGCCCCUAAGCUUGGCCAUUAAAGUUUGUUUAUUUGUUUUUACUGACGUGUCAGAUCCAUUGAGUUGGAAGUUGUGUUGAAAACGUCUCUGGAGUUUCUCAUUGCACUAAAAUCUAGCAUUUCCUGCAGAAUGUUCCUGCCAAAACCAUUAAACUAUCAUGUUUGAGUUUAAA